This is a messenger RNA of Fonsecaea pedrosoi CBS 271.37, 1386 nucleotides long. RefSeq lists its product as uncharacterized. The record is from RefSeq and is a predicted model, not a curated record. The transcript has 2 exons. NCBI's taxonomy places the organism in Eukaryota, Fungi, Ascomycota, Eurotiomycetes, Chaetothyriales, Herpotrichiellaceae. Bases 1 to 1386 code for a protein of 461 amino acids.
AUGGAUAGCAUAAAUCGAUCCCCGUCUGUGAACUCAUUCACACCAGCCUUCUCCAAGAGCCACACGUAUCUGAAGGUUGGUUUCGUCUCAUACGACAGUGAUUUCAAUGAUGCGUUGUUUAUCUUGAGAUCCCGGAAUAUGGAUGCUCGAACAGACACGUCGUCGGGCCGCUUUGGAGGGCAAUGGGCUUUUCUUUCCACUCCUCCACGUCCUGGAUCAAGGUCUCUCCCGCCCUCUUCGAGCUACCUACGAAGUGACCGAAGCAAUGUCUCUCCUCUACCGACCGGCCUGCACUUCCACCAGCUCAAUGCAUCUCGCUCAAGCCUAACCAGGCACAUCCCAACCCCGUCGAUUGGGGGUCGCAGUUCGACUACAACUAUCCCUUCACCACCCCUCCUCGUGCGUGUCCAUUCCAACGAUGCUUCGCUCCAGAUCCAUCCCCCACGGCCGAGGUCAAAACAGGGCAUUAUGAAUAACGAGUUGCCCCCUGCUCACGAGUUCAGCUUUCGGGGGAUCAUGGCGGCCAUUGAAGAGGACAUUGAAGAGGACAUUAAUGCAAUAUCUGAGAUAUUUGGGAGGAGCAGGCUAGUGCUGGCAGAUCAGCAUGAGAGCCACUUGCCUCCCCAGGGCGAGAUCAGGGCAAUGAGCAGUCCUUUACAGGCCGUGGCCGAGGCGAGCGCAAGCAACGAACGCCUGGCUGCCGCCGCCGACGAUGUCAUUAUCGUCCGAGAAGAUGCAAGUCUCAUCGAGGGAAGUCACACUGGCUCCGCCGCAUACGGCUUGCUUGAGAGGCUACAAGCUGUCCCGCGCACGAGGCGCAUGCGGAGCGAAACCCCGGGAGCAGGUCCCUCAAGGCCGGGAACAGGCUCGAUUCGUCAUACUUCGGCACCGGCGAUUCUAUCGGAGGUGGCACCAGUCAUUGAAGACCAUGGGCGGCUCGCGCACCCUGAGCUAUCACGCGCGUCGCGCCGUUUGCUUCAGAGCUCUGCCGCGGAACACGAAGUCGAAGAAAUGCCUUCCAGGGCGACGAAUGCGGUUGUAUCAGAGACAUACCUGUCUGCUGGAGCGAAUGCAGUUACCGUCUCUGAUCCGCCCGUAGUUUCAGAAGGAGGCCGCCACUAUCCACUCUACAGUUUUGACGACAGUGGGCUUUUCGAGGGGCCUGCUACUCCCUGUCCACCUCCGCCCACCAGCCUCCUGGAAAGAUUACAAUUCUUGAUUCCUAGAAUGGAGUUACACAGUUUCGUCCCUUGGGUUCAUGGGCAACCCAACCGGGCGGUAAGCGCAGAGUCCCAACUUCGAGACAUCCUCGACAGGAACCAACGCGCACGGGACUCACGAAGAAAUCCGGUCGUUGCCACAGAGAGCCCGGAACUUUACGAAUAG